AUGGAGACCUUGGAAACAGUGGAAUUGGUAGAAGGAAAUGCGGACAAGACGACCAAGAUAGGGACGACGCUAAGCCCCGAGAUGAGAACAAGACUCAUAAAGUUCCUUAAAGAGAAUCUAGAUGUCUUUGCAUGGAGUCACAAGGACAUGCCGGGCAUAUCUCCAGAAGUCAUCCAGCAUAGGCUGAAUGUGGACCCCAGCAGGAAGCCCGUUCAGCAACGACGAAGAACCUUCGCCCCAGAGCGAGAUCAGGCAGUUGUAGAGGAAGUAACCAAACUCUUGACGGCUGGAUUCAUCCGGGAAGUAUAUUAUCCUGAAUGGCUCGCCAACGUCGUCCUGGCUUUUGCUUGGACCGACGAGUGCGAAGCGGCAUUCCAAGAGCUGAAGCAAUACCUGAGUAGUCCACCUCUCCUAAGCUCGUCCAAAGAAGGAGAAAACCUAUACCUGUACCUGGCGGUGUCAGCCUCGGCAGUAAGUGCAGCUUUGAUUAGAGAAGAGGGCAAGAAGCAACUCCCGGUUUACUACGUCAGCCAAGCUUUCCAAGGGGCUGAGUCCAGAUACCCAAGGAUCGAAAAGAUUGCGUUUGCACUAAUAGUGGCCUCGCGCAAGCUCAGGCAAUAUUUCCAGUCAAAUCCUAUUCUCGUAAUGAUGGACGAACCAAUCAAGAAGUCAAUGAGCAAGCCAGAAGCAGCAGGGAGAAUGGUCCAGUGGGCAAUUGAACUUAGUCAAUUUGACAUCGAGUACCAUCCAAGAACAGCGAUCAAGGCACAAGCUCUGGCGGACUUCAUCGCAGAAUUUAAGUUCCCUGACGAAGACAGGAUUACCGACGAAGCAGAUAAACUAAUAAUACAGACUGAUGGUUCGUCAGCCCAAAAGAAGGGGGGAGUAGGGGCCAUCAUAACCACCCCCGACGGAGAAGUGCUGAAAUAUGGGGUCCAACUAAAGUUCCCAGCCACCAACAACGAAACUGAAUACGAAGGAAUACUGACGGGAUUGAGACUUGGGAAAGCUCUUGGUGCCAAAAAUUUGUUGAUCCAAAGUGAUUCAAAGCUAGUGAUUGGACAGAUCAAGGGAGAAUACGAGGCAAAAGAAGAAAGGAUGCAGAAAUACCUCAAGUUGGCAAGACAACUAGCUCAGGAAUUCGAUUCAGUGGAGUUCGUACAAAUCCCAAGAAGUCAGAAUAUGGGGGCUAACGAAGUGUCAAAGCUAGCGUCAUUAAAAGAAGAAGGGACUAGCACGGACCUGGCGAUGGAAGUCCAAAAACACCCUAGUAUCGAGGAAGUUGCAACAUUCACCAUCCAGAGCACUGAUACCUGGAUGACGCCCAUAAUGUCCUUCCUCCAGGACGGGCACCUACCUCAAAAUACUGAAGAGGCCAGAAAGAUCAAGAAGAGGGUAGCCAGAUUCACGAUCCUGAAUGACAUCUUGUACAAGAGAGGCUUCUCUAUGCCCUACUUGAAGUGCGUCGAUGAGGAAGAGGCCAAAUACAUCUUGGAGGAAGUACACGGAGGAAUUUGUGGCGACCAUGCCGGCUCCAGAUCCCUAGUAAACAAAGUGGUAAGGGAAGGAUAUUUUUGGCCAACCAUGCAGGUGGACGCUGCUGAGAUCGUCAGGAGGUGCGACAAAUGCCAACGAUACGGGAAUGUGCAGCGGCUUCCAGCAGAGAAAAUGACGACCAUAGCUUCCCCAUGGCCAUUUGCACAAUGGGGAAUCGAUAUCGUCGGUCCUCUGCCCCAAGAGGCCCUAGCAAUGAUCACUGAGGCUCGGAUCCAGAACUUUGUGUGGAAGAACAUAAUCUGCAGGUUCGGGAUUCCCUCGACGAUCAUAUCACACAAUGGAAGGCAGUUCGAUAGUCAAGGCUUCAGGGAAUUCUGCUCAAACCUUGGGAUCAAGAAUCAGUUCUCAUCCCCAGGGCAUCCUCAGGCAAACGGGCAGACGAAAGUGACGAACCGGACGCUGCUCAAGAUCAUCAAGACCAGACUGGACGAUGCAAAAGGUGCCUGGCCAGAAGAACUACCAAAUGUCCUGUGGGCUUACAGAACCACCGCCAGAACCCCAACAAGAGAAACCCCCUUCAGGCUUACCUAUGGUACAGAAGCAGUAAUCCCAGUCGAAGUAGGGGUCACAAGCAUCAGGCGUGGAACUUUCAACAAAGAGAUCAAUGACGACGAACUAUGA
Messenger RNA from Quercus lobata, 2178 nucleotides. RefSeq lists its product as uncharacterized. Bases 1 to 2178 code for a protein of 725 amino acids. NCBI's taxonomy places the organism in Eukaryota, Viridiplantae, Streptophyta, Magnoliopsida, Fagales, Fagaceae. Gene Ontology annotation, biological process: DNA integration. The record is from RefSeq and is a predicted model, not a curated record. Gene Ontology annotation, molecular function: nucleic acid binding; RNA-DNA hybrid ribonuclease activity. The transcript has 3 exons.